Molecule: messenger RNA, 2040 nt
Organism: Monosiga brevicollis MX1
Lineage: Eukaryota; Choanoflagellata; Craspedida; Salpingoecidae
Exons: 12
Coding region: 1-2040 (679 amino acids)
Biological process (GO): cilium assembly
Cellular component (GO): centrosome; cilium; intraciliary transport particle B
Molecular function (GO): protein binding
Source: RefSeq, a predicted model, not a curated record
AUGGAGUGGGCCCCCACGGUCGGCAAGAAGCCUGGCGAUGUUCUGAUUGUCGGCUCAGAUGAUGGCAAAUAUCGCCUUUUUGGCAAGACAAACCGCUUUGAAAAAACAGUGGACGCUCAUCAAGGGGCCAUCACAACCGUACGCUGGAGCAGCGACGCAAGCUCCUGCCUCACUGCGGGAGAGGAUGGUGCGCUCAAAGUGUGGUCUCGCAGCGGCAUGCUGCGGUCUGUGCUGGCUCAAGCCGCUUGGGGGCCUGGCAGCAAUAGCGUCGUCUUUGGUGCCGGCAAGACGCUGGUGGUCCAGCCCAUGAACCCUGGAAGCAAGGGCGAGAGCUGGAAGGCCCAUGAGGGCAUCGUCCUGGCGGUUGAUUGGUCGGUCACGAGUGGGCAGAUCGUAUCUGGCGGCGAGGAUUGCCGCUACAAGGUCUGGGAUAGCCUUGGCCGGGUUCUGUACACGUCCAGCGUCCAUGAACAUCCUAUCACAUCCUUGCGCUUCAACCCUGCCAGCACACACUUUGCAGUGGCGGGUUACAACAUGCUGCGGCUCUGCGAUGCAGCCGGUUGGUCGGCUGCGUUGGCCAACACUGAUGGCGGAUCGGUCUAUGAGUUGGCCUGGUUACCCGAUGGAACGGCUGUUGCGGGGGCUUGUGCCGACGGCCAAGUUUUUGUGGCUGACAUUGUUGGCCAUAGCAUCAAUGAUGAUCGCUACGAGGUGACGCAAAGUGCCCCGGACACACUCACUGUGCGCCGUAUUUUGGAAAACACCACCGAUGUCCUGGAGCUGCGCGAGCGGCUGGUGAUGAUGGAUUUGACCAGCGAGUAUCUUGUGGCCAUCACCACAUCGCAGUGCUUGAUUUAUCGCACGGCGACCUUCAGUACUCCGCUGGCCGUGGAGCUCAAGGCCCCGGUCGUCAUGAUGAAACUGGCCAGCAGCUGCCUGCUUUUGGUGGAUAGUGGAGGCAACUUGGCGGUCUACAGCAUGGAUGGUCGGCUGAUGAGCAAUCCCAAGGUGCCCAACAUGACAGCAGAGGCCGUUACUCUGGCUCAGAUCACGUUAAACAACGACACGCUCGCGAUUGUGCAUCCCAAAGACGAUAAGCAGUUUAUGACUUUUGACGUACAGUCGGGCAAGGAGCUUCGUAAACCCGUGACCCACAGUGUGGGCAUUGCGUCGCUGGCGCUGGAGCAAAGUGCGGAUGGGCGUACUACCUACUUGGCCCUCGUUGAUAAGAACCGGGACUUGUACCUGAGUCAGCCGCGUCGGAGCCAGCCGCGGCUAGAGAAGCUGGCCUCGAUGAUUCAGGAUGUCGCCUGGCACGGUUCCGUGCAUAUGAUUGUGGCUCUACUGGACGGCAAGCUCUCGACCUGGUUGUACCCCAGGUAUGUUGAGUUGUUUUUGCCACUGAUGCAAGCUGGCAAUUGCACACGCAACUCGUGCCUCGUGCGCCGCGCCGACGGGGCCAAGAUCACAUUGGUGGCUCCAUCCUACGCUGCCAUGCUGCACGGCUUUGUCAAGCAGAACAAGUGGAAUGAGGCCGUGCGCUUGGCUCGGCUCGUUAAGGAACGCUCGGCAUGGGGUUGCUUGGCUGCUAUGGCCACGCACGCCAAACAGCUGUCCACGGCAGAGAUUGCAUAUGCAGCAGUGGAUGCCGUGGACAAGGUUGCACAGAUUCAGUACAUCAAAUCUUUGCCUACAGAGGAGUCCCGCAAUGCCGAAAUGGCAUUGCUGUCAAACCAGGCACAAGAAGCCGAGUCCCUGUUACUCCAAAGCGGAUUGAUUUAUCGCGCGAUCGACAUGAAUUGCAGCCUGUGCCGCUGGGAUCGAGCCUUGGACCUGGCCAUCAAGCACAAGACGCAUGUUGACACAGUCUUGGGUUUGAGACAGCAGCAUCUCCAGGCCAUGGGCCAGCGCGAAAGCUUGCCCAAGUUCAUUGAGUACGCCGAGCGCGUCGACGUUGAUUGGACCGCAGUUGAGGCCAAGAUUGCCGAGGAAUGGGACGCCGAGCGCGCUCGCCCGGGUGCUCGCCCUUACGCUGCCUAA